Molecule: messenger RNA, 1670 nt
Organism: Brachypodium distachyon (stiff brome)
Lineage: Eukaryota; Viridiplantae; Streptophyta; Magnoliopsida; Poales; Poaceae
Product: ent-kaurenoic acid oxidase 1
Exons: 7
Coding region: 88-1641 (517 amino acids)
Biological process (GO): sterol metabolic process; multicellular organism development; brassinosteroid homeostasis
Cellular component (GO): endoplasmic reticulum
Molecular function (GO): iron ion binding; ent-kaurenoic acid monooxygenase activity; heme binding
Source: RefSeq, a predicted model, not a curated record
ACACACAGAGAACAAACACUAGCAGAGAAGCAGAAGCAGAGGCUUUACUCAUCGAUCGCGAGCUAGCAGCUGCUAGCUUGUUCGUCGAUGGGGGGUCUGCAGGAGGGGGUUUGGGUGUGGUGGUGGGCGGCGGCGGCCAUGGCGAUGGCGGUGGUGGUGGACUGGGCGGCGAGGAGAGCGCACGGGUGGUGGUGGACCAAGGGGAUCGGGGGAGGGAAGAAAGGAAGGUUGCCGCCGGGGGACAUGGGGUGGCCGCUCGUCGGCGGGAUGUGGGCCUUCCUCCGCGCCUUCAAGUCCGGCGACCCUGACGCCUUCAUCGAAUCCUUCCACCGACGGUUCGGGAGGACGGGGAUGUACAGGGCGUUCAUGUUCAGCAGCCCGACAAUCCUGGUGACCUUGCCGGAGGUGUGCAAGCGGGUGCUCAUGGACGAGGUCACCUUCACCAACGGCUGGCCGAAAGCCACCGUGACGCUCAUCGGCGCCAAGUCCUUCCUCAACAUGCCCGACGACGAUCACCGGCGGCUACGCAAGCUCACGGCGGCGCCCAUCAACGGCUUCGACGCGCUCUCCGCCUACCUCACCUUCAUCGACAGCACCGUCGUCUCCACUCUCCGCCGCUGGUCGUCGGAGACGACGGCUAGCAGGCCAAUCGAGUUCCUGACGGAGCUGAGGAGGAUGACGUUCCGGAUCAUCAUACAAAUCUUCAUGAGCGGCGCCGGGGAGCGCACCAUGGAUGCCCUGGAGCAGAGCUACACGGACCUCAACCACGGGGUGCGCGCCAUGGCCAUCGACCUCCCCGGGUUCGCGUACCGGCGGGCGCUCAGGGCGAGGAGGAAGCUGGUGGCCCUGCUGCAGGGCGUGCUCGACGAGCGGCGGGCGGCCAAGAAGGGCGCCGGCGUCGGAGCCGGAGUGGACAUGAUGGACCGGCUGAUCGAGGUUGAGGACGAACAGGGGAGGCGGCUGGAGGACGAGGACAUCAUUGACUUGCUCGUCACUUACCUCAACGCCGGCCACGAGUCCUCCGCCCACAUCACCAUGUGGGCCACCAUGUUCCUGCAGGACAACCCUGACAUCCUGGCCAGGGCCAAGGCGGAGCAGGAGGAUAUCACGAGGAACAUACCGCCGACGCAGAAGGGGCUCACCCUCAAAGAUUUCAGGAAGAUGGACUACCUCUCACAGGUGGUCGACGAGACGCUGCGGUUCGUCAACAUCUCCUUCGUGUCGUUCCGUCAGGCGACUCGGGACGUCUUUGUCAACGGUUAUCUGGUACCCAAGGGCUGGAAGCUUCAGCUGUGGUACAGGAGUGUGCACAUGGACCCUCAAGUGUACCCUGACCCCAAGAAGUUCAACCCUUCAAGAUGGGAGGGCCCGCCACCGAGAGCAGGGACGUUUCUUCCAUUUGGGCUUGGCUCAAGGAUCUGUGCCGGGAACGAUCUCGCCAAGCUGGAGAUCUCUGUUUUCCUCCACCAUUUCCUACUUGGCUACAGGCUGGAAAGGGAAAAUCCAAACUGCCGGGUGCGGUACCUGCCUCACCCUCGGCCGGUGGACAACUGCUUGGCCAAGAUCAUCAGUCUCCCUCCAGUGAUGGAUACUGAAAUUAAGAACCCUAGAAUUUUGUGUGCAAACCAAACAGAGAAAUAAAAAUAAAUAAAUAAAUAAGGCAUCCCGGA